This is a messenger RNA of Amoebophrya sp. A25, 1238 nucleotides long. The record is from the annotation of a GenBank genome assembly. Lineage: Eukaryota; Dinophyceae; Syndiniales; Amoebophryaceae.
CCUCUUGGUUUCAAAAUCGGACCCGUUGGAUCCCGGGAUCGUAGAUGACAGAAACUUGUUGCAGAAAGAAGUGAUCAAUCUCUACUUAUCCGAUUUGUUUAAGGGUUGUUCCCACAUUAGUUACAUCCAUCACUAGCGUCCCGGACUCUUUUUGCAGUAGCAAAUACGCCAGGUGGGAUGUUCGGGGAAGGUAAUUCCGUAGCCUCUAACUUGUGCUUUAUGUCUUUCCUCAGUAGUGCGAUUUCGUUGGUCAGCUUGCUCUGGGUCUGCUGGCUAAUGUUUGUUCUAGGUUUCAACUUGCUCAUACACAAACACAUUGCGAUGUUAAGUUUCGUCUCCGGCGCGAAUAAGUGGUAUUUAAGUUUCUCUACAAAGAAAGCGAUGUCGAUACUGAGGCCAACGAGGAAAUUAGCGUCCUCUUUGGAGUAUCCUUGGCGAGCUUUCUCUUUGUGACGUUUUGGUACUUCGUGGGUUGGGUUUUGUUUCGCUCGGUUUUGAAAGUUCCGAGUCCUGCUGCCUUGGUUGCCUUUCACUACCCGAACUGGUGCAGAAUGCUUUGGAGCAACAUUUGCUGCGUCCUAAGACUGCAGCAAAUCUAUCCAUCUUCAUCCAUUUUCCCCAGCAUGCUAGCGCCGUUUUACAAGGGAAAAAAAAACACGAAGAUGGUGCGGCUGAAGAGGGAUUUGUGCACGCACUCUUGGACGAGCAUGAGGUUGAAGGCUUGACGAAGUGGAGGGGAGGGCUAUGUCAGCGUCAAGAGGUUGAUGUACAACUUUUAUAACGGGGAACUUUUAUAACCUGCAUCCUCACAGGAGCUUAUUUUCUCCAUUGCGUGAGUAGAAUCCUGAUGAAAUUAACUACUCAGGAUAUGAAUUAUUGUGGGCGCUAAUCCAUCAGAAUCAUUCCACAGAUAAUUGAUAUGUCUACUAGCUGUACAGGUCGUCAUACUUUGAUAUCACCGAGGAAACAAAUGAAAUAGUUAGCCGGCUCGUUCGGCGACAAGAAUCAAAAUGGAAAAGAGACCAGAAUCCACGUGAGAUGGAGAGCAAACUCAGUAGGAACACUAUCUAACAGCGUGGUUUCAAAAACUGGCACAACCAACCUCAGACGGUUUCUAAAUCCUCCCUUGGCGUUACUUGUUUCUACAACGAUAGUCCCAAGCGAGCAUGCUCGGCUUCAAGUAGUUUUCUCGGCUCCAUCAAUCAGAAAUUAUCCAGAUCCAUGAACAAUCACUUCGC